AUGGUGAAGCCUGAUGAAGACGAACAUGGCUCUGGUCCAAGUCAGAAACAGGAAGCAGCAGGUAAUAGCGCGAUUCGCAACAACACUGUCAAUUCCAAGAAAACUCAGUCGGCAGCCCAAUUGGCAGCAAAAAGAGCAAGAGGUAGUCAACAGCAAAAACAGAACUCAGAGUAUAUAGAAACAGAAAGCGGGAACAGAAUAUCGCGUAAGAGUGCAAUUCAAGGAUCGCGAUAUAUUGUUCUAGGUGGCAAGUCAUUAAUAGAACAUAAUGCGGUUCUUCGCGGUGACCUUCAUCGACCAGACUCAAAUGGCCCAGUAAUUGCAAUUGGCAGAUAUACGAUUCUGGGUGCCAAAUGCUCAAUCACGCCGCCUUUAAAAUCAGAGACAAGGUAUCCAGUCAAAAUUGGAUCAUAUGUCCAUAUAGGCGAGAAUACCUCAAUUCAGGCGGCUUCGAUUGGUUCGCAUGUCUACAUUGGUAAUAACUGUGAUAUUGGCAAGUUCGCAAUCAUUAAAGAAGCAGUUGUCAUAGAAGACAACACUGUCAUCCCCCCCUUCACAGUCAUUUCUUCUUUUUCUAAAGUAUCUGGAAGCCCAGCUAAACUAGUAGAGGAACUCCCAGAGUCUGCAGAUGAUGUUAUUGAGUUAUAUACACGCAGACUUUACGCUGGGAUCGAUGUUGGUAUUCUUCCAUUUCUUGAAGCUGAUUGA
Molecule: messenger RNA, 708 nt
Organism: Sugiyamaella lignohabitans
Lineage: Eukaryota; Fungi; Ascomycota; Dipodascomycetes; Dipodascales; Trichomonascaceae
Product: dynactin subunit 5
Exons: 1
Coding region: 1-708 (235 amino acids)
Source: RefSeq, a predicted model, not a curated record